This is a messenger RNA of Dermacentor andersoni, 1319 nucleotides long. The record is from RefSeq and is a predicted model, not a curated record. NCBI's taxonomy places the organism in Eukaryota, Metazoa, Arthropoda, Arachnida, Ixodida, Ixodidae.
AUGCCCGACUACGGCUCAAAAGAUUUUGACCGUGCAUACAAAGUUCGGCCAUUGAUAGAGAUGAUGAACGAGAGGUUCCAGGCUCACUACUCGCCAUCCAGUCACCUCGCUGUCGAUGAGAGCAUGAUUCCGUUCAAAGGCCGCUCAAGCAUGAAACAAUACAUGCCAAUGAAACCAAAAAUCAAGAGAGGAUACAAAGUUUGGUCUCUAGCUGAUUCUGAGACAGGCUAUCUCCUCAAGUUCCAGCUCUACGAAGGAAAGAGUAUGCAGAAGCCAGAAGACAGAACCUUGGACGAACACGUUGUCCUGACUUUGGCCGAUGGUGCCGUCCCUGCUGGCUCGCAGUUAUUUUUUGAUAAUUUCUUCAGCUCCACUAAGCUGCUUCAAGAGCUGCGAGAGAAAGACAUCCUUGCUUGUGGCACAUUUAGAGUGAACAAGAGGGAUCUGCCAUCCGAAGUCAAAGUUGACAACAAGCUGGAGCGAGGGUCCUACAUUUGGAGGAAGAAGGCUGAUGUGGUAGCCUACCAAUGGCGAGACUCUAAAAAUGUGCACAUCAUGUCCAACUAUCAUGACCCAGAAAGCGUCGUGCAGGUCCAGCGAACCCUUCAAAACGGGAAGAGAAAGGAAGUGGACUGUCCAUGUGUUGUGAAAGAAUACAACGCAUGGAUGGGAGGGGUUGAUAAAUUUGACCAGAAAAGGAAUGCCUAUCCAGCGGACCGCCGUUCAAAGCGCUGGUGGAGCCGUAUCUUUUACUUCAUUUUGGACGCAGCGGUGGUCAAUGCUUUCAUUCAAAUUUCCUCCAUGAGUCCUGUCACCUAUCUGCAGUUCCGCCUGAUGCUUGGGCGUCUCCUGAUUGCCCAAAACACGUUUCGAAAAUCGAAAACAACGCUGAAAGCCCACUACAACAAGAAAGGCAAGAAGAAUGGGCGCGCAAUGAGUGGUGUACCAGAUGAGCUCCGAUUUGCCGGAAAUGGUCACCACCCCGUCCUCACUGGGAAACGACUGCGGUGCCGGUGGUGCUCUACAAAGCAGAAGGAAGUGCGCACCAAAUACCUCUGCAAAAUGUGCAAUGUGCCACUAUGCGUCACUUGCUUUGGCCCGUUUCACUGCUGCUGACAAUUUGACUGAAGUGGAUGGUGGGACAUACCCUGUCCCACAUAAUGAAUACAUGCUAUGUGGUUAGUGGGACAUACGCUGUCCCACUUUUUUCUCUUUUGUAAGCAGACAGUUUCCACUCGUGUUUGUUUUGUUUGUAAUAAAACUGCCCCAGAAAGCCUCUGGUGAUGAAAAAUUGCGCCUAAAUUACUUGUUCUCGUUGC